This is a messenger RNA of Aspergillus uvarum CBS 121591, 1091 nucleotides long. RefSeq lists its product as uncharacterized. Bases 1 to 750 code for a protein of 249 amino acids. The record is from RefSeq and is a predicted model, not a curated record. The transcript has 4 exons. Lineage: Eukaryota; Fungi; Ascomycota; Eurotiomycetes; Eurotiales; Aspergillaceae.
AUGAUCGAGCACCAACUCGCCGGAAUGCACUCACUACUAAGUUCCCUGCUGAUAAGGGAGGAAUUGCACGGGCUCAGCACAGAAGAGAUCGGUGUCCUUCUCGCCACGGUACUUCUCCUCGUUCUCUACGACAUUUGUGAGUCGGGAAUUUCUUCACAUGGGGUGCAUCUAACCGGUACCGCCUACAUCUGCCGCAAGAUCUCCCAACAACCGACGGCAAUGGUUUCCUCUCGCACAUCUUUCCUGAUAGCCACUCUCGCCUGGCCGGAACUACUUCGAGGCUUCAGCGGCGCCGAGAAACUGGCCUUCGGUGAGGGCACACACCAGCGCACCCGAGAGUUCAACCACAUCAGCCUUCCCAAAACAAUCGGAUGCCCCAUCGAGCUCUUUUACGGCAUCAGCGGGGUCAUUAACUCUGGUAAACUAUACCUGGCCGGAACGCUAUCUUUAUCCGACUUCGAGCACAUCCUUGUGGCCGCAGAGCGCUUCUUCCGAACUUGGGACACCGAUGACGAGAAGAGAGCUGCCCUCGGCGAUGAACGGAAAGCCCUCGCUGAAGCCAUCCCCACCGCAUCAUCGCCCUGGUUCAAGCGGCUCCUGUGCCCACUGUUUAUCACGGGUGCUGAAACGUCCGUGCCGCACCAGCAGCGGUUUGUGGAGAUGUGCAUUGGCGAGAUCAAGCGGAGGACAGGGUUUCAGCAUGUCGCCAUGAUCGAGAUUCGGGGCAAGGUGUGGGAGGAGAGGUCGUGACAGGUGGAUCGGUCUCGAAAUGUGCCGUGGAUGGAGUAUGUAAGUGCUGCUCGUCUGCGGGUUCUGCUUUUCAGGGUGAGUUGUCGCGGCGUCCAAUCGACGCUUUAGACGUGCUCAGUCGAUCUAGUCCGGCAGCAUGAUUAUCUGUUCUUCUAGGCGCUGAAGGUCGGCAUUGAUGUUAAUUGCGGGUGGAGUCGACUCUGGCUUGUGGGUGCUCAGGCGACAGACUACGCAUCCAGGCCACCUACACUCUCGAACCUGCGUCUCUGGGGCGAUCCCUGAUUGCGGGCCGACGUUAGUGGAGCCUUGACUGUUUGUUUUUGAGCAUGUACGUAGCAGCC